Messenger RNA from Ostrinia nubilalis (European corn borer), 2958 nucleotides. RefSeq lists its product as uncharacterized. The record is from RefSeq and is a predicted model, not a curated record. The coding region runs from base 328 to 2958 and encodes 876 amino acids. NCBI's taxonomy places the organism in Eukaryota, Metazoa, Arthropoda, Insecta, Lepidoptera, Crambidae. Gene Ontology annotation, biological process: phosphatidylserine exposure on apoptotic cell surface; engulfment of apoptotic cell; apoptotic process involved in development. The transcript is spliced from 15 exons. Gene Ontology annotation, cellular component: plasma membrane.
CAUACCGGCCGCUAGAUGGCGACACCAUCAAUGAACUUUUGACGUGAACUUGAUUGGAACUUGAAUAACUUAACCAAAAUAUCUAAACUUUUUGUGUGAUGUGAAUAGUGAUAGCCGUGGGAACUGAUAUCAAACUGUAAUUUAAUUAAAAUACAAUACGUGAGAAAUGCUUUAGUUUGUUUUAAACCCCCGCAACAAUAUAUCUUGGGGCUUAAUUUGGGAGAAAACGCUGAAAUUCCACAGGAUCUAUGGUAGCGAAAAUUCGAAAAUAAUGCGAGAUCACCACAGUUUCAAGUUGAGCUAGCACUGAAAUUGCGAUGUACCGAAAUGGCGGAGUUCCUCCCCCUGUGCGACGUGCUCUUCAACGUGAUCUCGCUGGCGGGCUACUUCUGCGACGUGGUGUUCGACGUGGUCAUGGGAUACGCGCUGCUGGAACGCGGGUAUAAGGGCACCUUCGCGGCCGCUAUAUCGAUUGUCAUCACGUCGCUGCUUAUUUCACAGGUGCUCUCGCUCCGCUGGUACCUACACGUGUGGUGGGCAGGCGAGGGCCGCAAAGGGCGCGCGCCCUGGCUGCCUGUAGUGCUACACUGCCUCCAGCUCGGCGUGCUGUGGCGGUACGCGCGGCUACUGGUGCCAGUUGAACUACGCCGCGUGAAGCACCAAGUCCGGGACCUGUGCAUGCUGCGGCUGGUGCACGCGUUUUGCGAGGCGGCGCCGAUGCUGCUGCUGCAGCUGCACGUCCUGUUCCGAGACGCGGAGCCCCCGCCCGAGCCUGCUGACCCUGACCCUGCGUUCGCCGAGCUGAACGUGAUCUCGGCGUCAUUGUCGCUGUUCUCGGUGUGCUGGGCGCUGGCCAGCUUCAGCAAGAACGUGCGGCUGCAGAACGUGCACAGGCUUGUCCUCACGUGGCUGGGAGUCAUCUUUCAGUUCCUGUGGCGGCUGGGCACGAUAUCAGCGAGGGUGUGCGCCCUCACCGUCUACGCUCUAGUCUAUGAAUAUUGGGUGUUCUUAGUUAUAGGUCUGCACUGGGUAUCCAUGUUCUUAUGGCUAAUAUCUCCUAAGAACGCGUUCCACGGCGAGCGCAUCAGCCGGCCGCGCAAGGCCUACCUGUCCGCGCUCAUCGCCUUCGUCUACGUGUUCGCCUACGUCAACCUGCAGGAGCUCAACCAUAGGCAGAAGAUGGUGACGUUCUACUGCGUGAUGUGCGUGGAGAACUGGCUGCUGCUCACAGCGUGGUGGUGGUCGGGCCGCGCGCGCCGGCCCGCGCCGCUGGCCGCCGCCGCCGCCGCUGCCUUCGCGGCUGGAUUAGCGUUUAUGCUGCUGUAUUAUAGAUAUUUCCACGUAAGAAGAUUAGGUUAUAUGCUAGGUGAAAAUAAACAAGGCACAAAUAGUACAAAUGCUUCAUCCCAAAAUAAAAAUGGUAAGUCAUCACAAGCAGACAACGCGGCAAUACCAGGCGUAUUCAAUUGUAGGUUCUCCAAUCCAGUCAGCAACAGCGCUGCCAAUGGAAGAAAGAAGAAAAAGCCGACGUCAUUCGUCCCUCCCCCCGCCGCCCCUGCGGCCGCCUUCUGGAGGCGCCCUCUGCCGGCCGCACACAAUCAUCACGGUGGGUCCUCCGAAAACGAAGGCUCAAGCGUCGGUUCGCGCGUGAACAUCCAACAAAAACUGCAAGAGAAAAAACAGAAACAACUCGCCGAGUUACGAGUUAUAGAAGAAGAGAUCAAGCAAGGGAAACUGGCCAAAACCACCCCAGUCGCUGCCGAAGAGAUAUACAGCAGCUUACAGCGGCAGCCCAUACCUCGAGCCAAAACCCAUGCCGAACCCCCCGCCUGGCCCACCAUAGAAAUAACCCACUCGUAUCAAAACUACCCCGUUCUACCACAUACCUGCAACAUUUACCCCACUUACACAGAAAUAAAACCAGAAUACACGGUCCAAAACUUCCCCACUGCAGAAAAUAACACGAACGAUCUCAACGACCCGCUAAAGAUGCGUCGAAUGACAAAUCGAUACGACAACACCAGAACGUUUUAUGAAAACCCAGCAAAUAUUAGAACUGACGUCAACAGGACGCCUUUACGAUCUCCAAAUUACUUAGCGUUAGGUGAAACUAGGACUUACGAUACGAACGGCUGCGGAAGCCCUCGUAAUGUCCUAAACAGUAGUCCAAGAACGUAUAUACCCGAUGUAUCGAACAACAACUAUGAAAGCACACCGUUAGAUAAACCUCGGAUACAGAAUAACAUUUACGGGGAGAACCAAAUAGGGGAGUAUUCUGGGUACUGCGAGAGCAGUCAGUAUCCGAAAUACGAGUCGAAAGAGGAGUACGUUUCGGCUUUGCAUACCGCUUUAGCUAACGUCCAAAGCAUCGACAAUAUUAGGAGUACGUAUAAUGAGGGUGCGUGUAACCAGUAUGGGCAGAAUUGUGAGAGGAUGUUCCCUUACCCGGGUUUAGCUGGGAAGAAGAUGGAACAGAUGAGGAAACUCCAGCGGUGCCGGACGCCUGAGAUAUUGCUGGCGCCGCAUUACUUGGAAGGCUGCAACCGGCAGGUCUGCUGUCAUUGGGGGCCGCCUUACACAACCCGCAAGAAGGAAGAGGGAGCGGCCAGCAGCGGCGAAGAAUCCAGCCCUGACGGGCCCGCGCGUGACACGCCGCGCCCGCCCAGCGAUAUUGACAGCCAGAUCUCCUUACCGCGAUCGUACACACUGCCACGAGAAUUCCGCUACUGGCGACGGAGGCCGCGCCUGCGAGACGCUCACGUUCCUAGCAACAACAGUAGCGAUGGUGACGUAGACAGCGCAGACAACGACAGCGACCACCGCUCCAACUGCUCAGCGUCGUCGCAGUUACAAAGCGCGGCCUACGACGCCUGCCCCUACGCGCCCGACAUGCUGCCUGCCGCCGAGCGCCGCCGCCGCGCGCGCCGCCCCGGGCCCAAGCCCGAGACCAAACUAUAA